This is a messenger RNA of Cylas formicarius (sweet potato weevil), 6056 nucleotides long. RefSeq names its product dystroglycan 1. Gene Ontology annotation, molecular function: laminin binding; calcium ion binding. Lineage: Eukaryota; Metazoa; Arthropoda; Insecta; Coleoptera; Brentidae. The transcript is spliced from 11 exons. Gene Ontology annotation, cellular component: dystrophin-associated glycoprotein complex; dystroglycan complex; sarcolemma. Gene Ontology annotation, biological process: muscle attachment; morphogenesis of an epithelium; nerve development. Bases 172 to 3882 code for a protein of 1236 amino acids. The record is from RefSeq and is a predicted model, not a curated record.
GGCGGACGAUGUCUCCCAGUUAUGUCUGGUAGUGCCGCAGACGGGAUGAUAGGGUAGAAUAUGUUUUAAUGUGUACGUGCCUUCUCGUAGACACAAACAAUUAGUGCUAUCUCAUCUGCCGGUGUUAUCGCAGUCUGAUAAGAUAUGUCUUUAUAAACAUUUCGGUUCAACAUGUUUGCUGGCAUUUCGAACCCUUCCUGUACAGUAAUUCUGUUGUUAACAAUAAUUUCAUCGAUUGACGAAGUAACCUGCGAGGAUGGUUUUACCUUUGAUUUUCCGGAAAAUGUAGCUGCUGGCAUUACCGACAUUUCCCGGGAAAUCUGGGCACCCGGAGAGGUGACGGCAUUGGUUGGCAAAUUGUUCCAUUUCGUAUUGCCUAGGAAUUGCAACGGAACGCACGCGCAAGGAUUUGAGGUAAAGGCACUUACCGGCAAAUACCUCCCAUCGUGGCUUCACUUUGAUGCUAAAUCUGGGGUGUUCUUCGGAAUACCUUUGACGAAAGACAUAAAAACAUUAAGGCUUGCCAUCAAGCAAUUACCACAGAAACUACUAUGUCAAGAGUUGGUUAUAAGUAUAGUUAAAAACGAGCGACAGCUAGAUACAUGCUCGUCCAACGAAGACGUAACUUCACUAACGAUUCUUCUGGACAAAGAUUUGAACGCUAUUAAACCCAAACAAAGGGUAGCUGCUGUCAAUAACAUUGCCAAAUUUUUUGGAUUGCCAAUUGGUGCCUUUACACUCGAUGAACAACAUGAAAAAGAUGACAUUACCGAGAGUUCCAUCAUCUUGGCGGGUCCGGGAAAUGUUCAGAGUCGAUCGACAAAAAUCAAUUCCAUAAUAAGAGUCCAAGUCGGUUGCGACGGACGACUGUGGGAAUCGGUUAUUCCGCUUGUCCAUAAUUUAAAACAGCAGGCGAUAGAUGGCACUUUAUCCGAAGUUUUGGCGUUGCCAGUUAUUGGUUGGCGUAUCAGGACUGUUGCCCCUUUUAACUCUCGGAUAAGGAGAGAUACAAUUGACGAUUAUGGCAGUGGAGAUUAUGAUGCCGACUAUUAUGACGACGACUAUGAUGAUGAAAAUGAAGAUGAUGUUGAAUCCGUAAAACCCAGCAAAUUCACAACUUCUCCAACAAUUACAGAACGCAUCACUACCUUGGCGAUAACAACCACUCAUCCCCAUCGACAUCACCAUGGAGAAAUUAAACCAGAUGAUGAAUUUAGUAAUAUUUCGGUUAUCCAAAGUCAUCCGCUAUCAAGUUCCAGCAAAGACUCGUUUCAAGAAGAACUACCUUCAACUUUGCCAACCUCCACAUCGAGUACUAGCAUACCAUCAACACCAAUGUCUGAAAAAACCAAAAUUCCUAAACCUGAUGAGGCAUUGGAAUACGAUGAUAGUGACUAUGAUUGGGCUUAUGACAGUGAAGAUAAUGACGAUGAUCCAGCUGAAAGUGAAACUACCAUACCGAAGCUGGAAAGUAAAAUUACAGUUUCAAACCUUCCAGAAGAAACUAGUCCCUUUACUGAAAUUUCCGCAACUUCCACAACGAAACCGACAACCUUGGAGUUUAAGGAGGAAAUUGUGAACGAAACUGUAGAAAAAGCGAACCUAACUACCCCUGUUUUGGUUUUCCUACAGACAACUCCGGCAAAUGAAAAGCGAUAUUCCACUUCAUUUGAGAUCAUUGAUGAAACUGAGCCUCCCAUUAUUUUUACUGAGACUACUACUAGCAAUCCGACUACAAUAAUCACUUCUUCAGAAACUAUAAUUCCCUACAUUAGUUCCUCAAAUGCUGCAACAACUACUACUACAAGUACAACUACGACAACUACUCGUUCAACCACAGUACACUCUGUAGAAAAUGCUACAGAAAUUUUGGGAUCUAGCACAGAUUACACAACUACUUUAUACGAACCUACUGUGAAAUCCACAACAACAAGACAAGUAUCUUCAACUUCUAUUCCCAAAUGGACAACGGAAUUAUAUGUAACUGAAGUUAUAGAACCCGCCAAUAAAAUUCCUGCAAGAAACUACAGGCCGUACAUCGAAAAUCGGUUACAGUACUUGUCAGUAACCGCAGGGAAAAUAUUUAGAUUUGUUAUACCGAAGAAUACCUUCAAAGAUGCGGAGGACGGUUAUAACCUCACUUUGCAAGUGCUAGAUGGCAAGGAGCAACCGUUGCCAACAAACGCAUGGAUUCAAUUCAAUCCACUUAGGAAGGAAUUGUACGGACUUCCAUUAGCAGAAGAUGUAUCAAACUGGGUAUAUGUUGUUCGAGCCAGUGACAAGGAGGGUGACAAUGAACAAGAUCAGUUAACAAUACAAGUCCAGCAGCACAAAUUAGAGCGGGUAGUUAACCACGAAUUUUCUAUGAUCUUGAGAAUUGAAAAACCUCAAGAGUUUCCUCAUUAUGUAGAUUGGUCCCUAAAAGUGUUAAGGGCGUUAGGCAGAAUCUAUGCCACGAAUAUGUCUGAAAUAACUGUGAGACACAUUAACUUUACUAACGAUUUAGUCACGUUUACUUGGUCCAAUGAUUCUCUUUCUACAAAUCAUUGUCCUAGACACGAAAUUGAAGAGCUGUAUAAGAUGCUAACCGCCAACGAUAGAGGCGAUCCUUCGAGAGAACUAAGUCUGAUAUUAGCACCUAGUUUACGAGUGAAAAAAGUAACAUAUCAUGAAUUGAGUAUUUGUAGACAAUCGCCGCCACCUGUCACACCUAGCACAAACUUCUCGCCCAUCUUAAGGAACCCCGUCGAUAAAGUUAAUGCUACUUUGGGAGAACUUCUGGUGUUUAAAGUCAAAGAUGAUACAUUCUAUGAUCCCGAAGAUGUCGAUCCGUCUAUGCUAAACAUAACCCUACUGUCUUCCGAUCUACAAGCGAUACCCCCGACGAAUUGGCUUCAAUUCGACAGCAAGAAUCGUGAAUUUUACGGAAUUCCAAGGAAAAUCGGCAGGACCGAGUACUGGUUGGUUUGCGUCGACAGCGGCGGCAUGAGCGCCAGAGACGGCCUGGAAGUAAUUGUAAAUCCGGCCGCCAAACGACACUAUAACGUUGAAUUUAGUAUGACGAUUGAUGUGCCUUUCGAUACUUUCUCUUACAACGCCGGCAUGCAGAAGAAGUUUGUAGAAAAACUUAUGGAGCUUUUUGAGGAACCUUCAGCUAACAACUUCCACUUCCUUCCGUUUAAGCAAAAACGCGACCCCUCUUUCGAUUCUACCGUUGUGUUAUGGUUUAAUAAAUCUUUGCCAGUGGAGAAAUGCCCGACUGACGAAAUCAAGCGAUUAGAAUACAUCCUUCACAACAGCGAUCAAAAGAGCAUAUCGAACAGGGUCCACAGAAUAAUGUCGCCCGAUUUCACGAUAUCUACUAUCAAGGUACACCACAUAGGCAACUGUAAAGUGAAACCUCAACUAAUACCGACUGUUGCGCCGACAUUUACCAUUCCCAUGAAAUAUCCUGAGGAAGUUACUCCGCCAUCAGCCCAAAACGAAGUUAUGAUAACGUUUAUCAUACCCGCCAUUAUUAUUGCUAUUAUGUUGUUUAUGGCGGCCUUUGCCGCUUGCGUGCUUUACCGAAGACGAAGGAGGGGCAAAAUGAAUGUAGAAGAGAAUGGAACCUCAUCCUAUGGAAAUAGAGGUAUUCCCGUGAUCUUCCAAGAGGAAUUGGACGAGAAACCGGAAUCUGGCACAAAAACGCCUGUGAUUUUGAAAGACGAAAAACCGCCUCUGGCCCCCCCAGAAUACAGCAAAAGUGGCUCAGUCAAAUUGGAUGAUUCGGAACCAUACCAGCCACCACCACCGUUCACUCGAACCCAAGAGGGCGCUAAGCAGGGCCGACCAAAACCCACCCCUACAUAUAGAAAACCUCCGCCUUAUGUACCACCUUAACAAUUAUAUUUCAGUUUUUACCAACAAUAAUAUUUGUCCUAAAACUGCCAUUGAGUACUUUACUAACUAGUAGUACUUAGUAACGCGUAAGGGUAGUAGGCAGCAUGAAGCGUAACCUCCGCCAAAGUUUUGUGUGGGAGAACAAACCUGAACAUCAUUACAUGACUUUAUACCAAAGAAACGACAUUUCUUUACUCUGCUUUUUAACGUGUUUCGCCACUCGGCGCGUGUUCCAUUGUGCAGGCAAUCCCGAAUAAUAUUAGUUUCCAUUUUAUUAUGGUGUUUUUUAAACUGUGUUCAAAUUUAAACUUGGUUGAGAUGAGACAAACAUGGAACUAUUCAUUCUACUUGUUUAAAAGAAAAGUUUGUUUCCCAGCUGGUGUAUUUGUGGGACACGUAAGAGAACGCGUAAGUUUAUAUUUUACUAAUAAUUGUAAAGUAGUUGUUAAGUAAGGAACAAUUGUAAUUUUAGCAUAUCGGAUCGAUGUAUUUGUGUUUUGAUAUAAUAAGAGUUGCAUUUAACAAUAUAAAACUCUAGGAUAAUGGUCAUGUAAGUAGGCAUUCAUUGUAGUUUUCAGAACAUUACUUACAGGAGGAAAGAAAUCAGUGUUUAUGUACUUAUUGGCAAAUGCAAUUUUAUUCGGGUAUGGCUUACAGUUCAUUUGGUCCUAUAUUAGUAUUAACCAAUUUUUCUCACCAUUUUGUCUUCUUUUUUUUUAAUAGCACAUUACUUUAACUGGUAAUAAUUUAAAGAGUUUAUUCAAAAACUUAGAGAGCUUUUGAACAUUUAUAGAAAGAAGACUUUUUGAUUUUUUUUAUCAUAGAAAUUGGUAAAGCACUUCACAUCGAACCAAAGCUUAGUUUUAUAAUUCAUGUGUGCUUAAAAGUUAUGUAUAAUGCUUUACCAGAAUAGUUGAGCUUAAAAUAAGACAACCUAACCUAACUAAACUUACUUAAUCUAUAUAACCAUGUUAAAACAACAAAUGACGUUUUCUUAAAUAUAUUUAAAUCCCCGUAGGUGAGGAACUCAAGUGAAGAAAAAUAAUUUUCUUUUCUACUUUUUGAGAAUUUGAAAUUUAUUAAGUUGUUGGAUUUCAAAGACAAUCUUAUAUUUUUAGGUUUAUAUUUACAAAGUUAGGGGCAUGAAUCUGACUGGUAAUUUUCUCAAAAUUGAUCAAGUAACUGAAGUAUUAAAGUUUUAAAAGUUAGUUCUUUUGCAAGGUACAUCUGAAAAUAUUUUUAAUUUUUUUGGUUUUGUCUGGUAAACGAUAGAUAAUCAAUAUAAGAUUACAUUUUUCUCAUACUGGAACUCUUUUUCUAAAAGGAUUAUACAGCUUUUAUUUAUAUCAAUCUCAGCUGUAAAAUGGUAAUUACAUACCUGGCCAACUGCAUAGUGUUUGGGAGACUGAUUUCAUUUUGUAGCAUAUCUUCAAUCAUAUCAAAAAUUAUACUGGCAUUACUCAUAGAGUUUUAUGUGUUCAUAACAGACAAGUCAUAAACUUAAACAUCGCGGAAAGUAAUUUUUAUAUUUAGUAGUUUUUAUAUUUGUGAUAAAAUGCGUAUUUAUUUGUAAUUAGUUGGAUAUUUACCAAUAUUUUUUUUAUGACUUAUUAAGCGCAUUAAACAAGAGGCUAUUCUGGUCUAAAAGAUCGUGAUUAAUAUUGGAUCCUUAAAUGAAACGUUUAGGACUGUUUACUUCCAAAAUGUAGAUUUAAAAAAUGUAUCUGAACGUAUCUUCACGUACGGCAGUGUGGUUGUAAGUGAAUACGAUUUUUAAGGUAUUUAGUUCACAUACAUUUAUGACAUAGGCCUUAAGUUUAGUGCAGCUUUUCUUCCUUAUUUUAUGUAUUUAUGUGUUAAACUGAAGGUAAUAAAGUGUAUUUAUUCAAGUGGUUUUCCCUACACAGCGAAAAUAUUUUAAGAAAUUCAAACUCUUUAUAGAAAACAUUUUCUAUCAGCUGCUCUGCAGCAAUUUUUAUGCGAGUAGAUUGAAUUGAUUGGAUUGACAAACUGAUACGUGAUCGAGUUUAUGCAUAUAACUGUUAGAAAAUAUAGUAAUAUAUGUAGUAAAAAUUGAUCCGCUUUCGGCGGCUAUAUUUUUAAAGAGAUGAAAAUGGCCUCCGCGCAUGCUUAUAAAUUUUACCCACUAACCUGCAACUUCGUACCAUUUUCUU